GCAACUUAGGUCUAUUUUAAAGGGGUUUGCAUAGUUUUUUUUUUUCCAUUUUCUUCUCCGCCAACUUUUCUUGAUAUAAACUCAACACCCUUUUGCCCAUUUAACAAGACCAAAAGAAAGAAAAGAAAUAGUGGGGAAAACAAGAUUAAUUUUCCACUUUCCGUUACUUUGGUUUCUUCAACAACUUACAAGCAUUUCCUUGCAUCGUUUUGGCCUUAUAAAUAAGGUAUGGCUGCAAUAACACUUUACCAAACAGUUGGACCUCUUCAGUCUUGUAGAAAUAAUGGUAACUCUGGAUUGUGUCCUGAUUAUGGGCAUGUUUCCUUAAGAUCGGUAUCCAAGGGUUUCAAGGUUGAUGUUGGAUUGUUGAGAGGAGGAAGUUAUUGUUCUAAAAAGAGAAGUACUUGUGUAAUUCAAGCCUCUUCUUCUCAGGCUGCGGUUUUUGAUGCAGCUUCAGCACCAUCAAGUACCAACUCCAGUGACUCCAAGAAAAAAACAAGUGAAGCUGCUUUGAUCCUGAUUAGACACGGCGAGUCUAUGUGGAAUGAGAAAAACUUGUUCACUGGUUGUGUAGAUGUGCCUUUAACUACAAAGGGUGUGGAAGAGGCCAUUGAAGCUGGGAAACGAAUUAGCAAUAUACCUGUUGACAUGAUCUAUACUUCUGCUUUGAUUCGUGCUCAAAUGACUGCCAUGCUUGCCAUGACCCAGCACCGGCGCAAGAAGGUGCCAACUAUCAUUCAUGAAGAGAGCGAGCAAGCAAAUGCUUGGAGUCAGAUUUUUAGUGAAGCAACCAACAAGCAAUGUAUACCAGUUGUAACAGCUUGGCAACUAAACGAGAGAAUGUAUGGGGAAUUACAGGGUCUUAAUAAGCAGGAAACAGCUGACAGAUAUGGAAAGGAGCAGGUUCAUGAGUGGCGUCGCAGCUAUGAUAUUCCUCCUCCAAAUGGAGAAAGUUUGGAAAUGUGUGCAGAGAGAGCUGUUGCCUACUUUAAGGAGCACAUUGAACCCCAACUGGCAGGUGGACAAAAUAUAAUGAUCGCUGCCCAUGGGAACUCGUUGAGGUCCAUCAUUAUGUAUCUCGACAAGCUAACAUCCCAAGAGGUUAUAAGUUUGGAACUUUCUACUGGAAUCCCCAUGCUUUACAUUUUCAAAGAGGGAAGGUUUAUUCGUAGAGGAAGUCCUCCAGCACCGACAGAGGCAGGGGUCUAUGCUUAUACCAAGACCUUGGCUCAGUACAGACAAAAGCUAGAUGAUGCGUUUCAGUAAUGUGACAAGGGGCUUGCUUUCAGUUGAAGUAGAUGUGAUAUGCCUCUUGGAGACUAGUUUCUCUUGCAAAUGGAGUAAUUUGUAAUUCUUUUUUUACUUUCAAUGUAGUCUUCGUUUAGGUCAAACAACUCGGCCACUUUUGUCAUAAACAUUGUUCUGUAUGUGUUGAUGCUGUGAAUUGUAAUGUAGAAUAUGUGUUGUUUGAUCAGUAUUGAGUAGACAGAAAUAAGACAAUGAGCUACUAGUGUUUUUGUUCAUCUAUACAGCCUAUAAAUAUACAUGGGGGUUCCUUUUACAGCUA
Molecule: messenger RNA, 1567 nt
Organism: Lycium ferocissimum
Lineage: Eukaryota; Viridiplantae; Streptophyta; Magnoliopsida; Solanales; Solanaceae
Product: 2,3-bisphosphoglycerate-dependent phosphoglycerate mutase 1
Exons: 9
Coding region: 229-1266 (345 amino acids)
Biological process (GO): glycolytic process
Molecular function (GO): intramolecular phosphotransferase activity
Source: RefSeq, a predicted model, not a curated record